GGCGAGGAGGGCCGAGGGGGCGGGGCCGCGUGGCGUCAGCGCAAGAUGGCGGCCUCGGCGGCGCUGCUCCUGCGCUUGCGGAGCGGGCUUCGGCUCGGCACGCGGGGGCUGUGCGCGAGGCUGGCGCCGCCGCCCCCCCGGGCCCCGGACCAGGCUUCGGAGAUUGGGAGCCGAGGGGGCCCCAAGGCCCAGGCCCAGGGGCCACAGCAGCAGCGAGGCAAUGAGGGGCCCGGCUAUGCCAGGAAGGUGGCACUGUGGCUCGCCGGGCUGCUGGGCGCCGGUGGCACCGUGAGCAUCGUCUAUAUUUUCGGAAACAACUCCGUGGAUGAAAGUGGUGCCAAGAUUCCUGAUGAGUUUGACAAUGAUCCAGUUCUGGUACAGCAGUUGCGCCGGACGUACAAAUAUUUCAAAGAUUAUAGACAGAUGAUCAUCGAGCCCACCAGCGCCUGCCUCCUCCCAGACCCUCUGCGGGAACCCUACUACCAGCCGCCCUACACCCUGGUGCUGGAGCUCACCGGCGUCCUUCUGCACCCCGAGUGGUCGCUGGCCACUGGCUGGAGAUUCAAAAAGCGCCCGGGCAUUGAGACUUUAUUCCAGCAGCUCGCCCCUUUGUAUGAGAUUGUCAUCUUCACGUCGGAGACGGGCAUGACGGCGUUUCCCCUCAUCGACAGCGUGGACCCCCAUGGCUUCAUCUCCUACCGCCUCUUCCGUGAUGCUACGAGAUACAUGGAUGGACACCAUGUGAAGGACAUUUCCUGUCUGAACCGGGACCCGGCGCGCGUGGUGGUUGUGGACUGCAAGAAGGAGGCUUUCCGGCUGCAGCCCUUCAACGGCGUGGCCCUGCGGCCCUGGGACGGGAACUCAGACGACCGCGUCCUGCUCGACCUAUCCGCCUUCCUCAAGACCAUCGCCCUGAACGGUGUGGAGGAUGUCCGGACGGUGCUGGAGCACUAUGCCCUGGAGGAGGACCCCCUGGAGGCCUUCAAGCAGCGGCAGAGCCGGCUGGAGCAGGAGGAGCAGCAGCGUCUGGCCGAGCUGUCCAGGUCCAGCAAGCACAACCUCUUCGGCGUACUCACGAGCCGCUUGUGGCCUCGCCCCAAACAGCCCUGACCUCGGGGCCUCCUCAGACUCAGUGCGCGUCCCCCGCCAGGCUCGGGCAGCCCCAGGCGCAAUAAAGUCCAUCCCAGACGCCAA
Molecule: messenger RNA, 1194 nt
Organism: Sorex araneus (European shrew)
Lineage: Eukaryota; Metazoa; Chordata; Mammalia; Eulipotyphla; Soricidae
Gene: TIMM50
Product: translocase of inner mitochondrial membrane 50
Exons: 11
Coding region: 46-1110 (354 amino acids)
Molecular function (GO): phosphoprotein phosphatase activity
Source: RefSeq, a predicted model, not a curated record